This is a messenger RNA of Odocoileus virginianus texanus, 868 nucleotides long. NCBI's taxonomy places the organism in Eukaryota, Metazoa, Chordata, Mammalia, Artiodactyla, Cervidae. The record is from RefSeq and is a predicted model, not a curated record.
AUGGGCAAUUCAAUCAUUUACUCUCCCGGGCCCACCCGGCGGUGCCAAGUGCCCGCUCUUCUGCCCUGGAAGGAACUGGUGGCUCCUCCGAUCGAGCGCUUGAUCGCAAAGCUCUGUAGCCGCCGUACCGCACUGCCCUGCGGGCAGGGCCUUCGCUCUUCCCUCCUCCCCAAAGACCAAGAAUUCCCGCCUCUCCGCGGAAGGCGGGAGCAGCUCGGGGCUUGCUCCCCAUUCCUCCCCCAGCAGGAGCCAAACAGCCCCUCAGCAGAGCGGCGCGGUACACCCUCACCCUGCGGGUGGCUGCCCGUCCCACACCUUCGCUCUCUCCUGGGGCGGGCCAGCCUCUCUCCGCUGCCUACCCGCCUGCAAGGCGCGGCCGGAAAGACCGCGAUUUUUUGCCUAGCAACACCCUCCCCGCCUUGGGGCAGGGGGAGAGGCAACCCCCACCGCCACCUCCAGUCCCCACCCGCACCGGGCAAAGAAACAGACGUCGUUCGCCCCUCUCGGGUAACCAGACGGCACCCUUUGCCUGGGCAGGGUGAGGGGCAUCUAUCGUCCGCCGACGUGAAUUGGCGGGCGGCACAGACACUCCCCCCUCCCGCCGCCAUCACCUCAGAAACGAAAACGAGCCCUUCUCCCAGCAGGGCUCCACCCCUUUUCGUCUCAUCGACCCGCUCGACACUUGGCUGUUCCGGGCUGCUGGUAGGAGGAGAAGGGUGCAGGCCGGUCAAGCCGAGGGACGAGUUCAGCUGAUGCAACCUAACCUGGCCGGCGUGACAGUUUCCGGCACGCGGCGGCGGCGGCUGCGACCGAGAAAGGGGCCCGGGUGCCGGGCUAACUGCUGGAGACGGCAGCGACAGAGUCAUGG